AUGUCAAGAAAUUCCACGUCAAACCAACGUCUACUAAAUGAUUUUGAUAUAAGUGUCCAUGAUGAUGAUGAGAGCUCCACUAUCUUAGAAGCUACAAAAACAAAUAAUACAGAUACUAUUGAAUUGGGCAUAUCUUCCAGGUCUGCCUAUUCAAGAACAUCAAGAGUCUUGUAUAUUGACCCAUAUGAAAAAUGGGAUAGAUCCUUUAAAUUAAAUAAUCAAAUUGUUUUAAUCACAGGUGGCUCUCAAGGUCUUGGGAAAUCCUUUGCUACGAAAUAUUUCAAAGAUGCUAUCAACACUACAGUUAUUAUUUCCUCGAGAUCAGAAAAAAAGUUAACAACUGCCUCUUUAGAUAUUGCCUCAAAGGCAAGAAGAUCAGUGGAUCCAUCCAAGAUUAAUUUGGCUAAGAUGACAAAUCCAAUAGACUUAUCAAUUCCUUCUGCCUCAAACAGAUUGUUUUACAUACCUUGCGACUUAUCAAACUAUAAUAAUGUUCAAUCUAUGUUCGAUACUUUACAAUUACAUAACUUAUUACCAACACAAGUCAUUGCUUGUGCAGGUGGUUCCACUCCAAAAUUAUUCAAAGAUCUAACUCCAACUGAAUUAGAAUUAGGUGUAAAGACAAAUUAUUUGACAGUUUUAUAUUUAGCACAUACAGUGGCUAGGCUGUUAGACCAUUGCCAUUUGAUUCUUUUUGCUUCAAGUACAACUUUUUUCCCAUUUAUUGGUUACUCACAAUAUGCUCCGAUGAAAGUAUCAGUAAAAGCUUUAGCUUCAAUUCUUAGACAGGAACUACCACAUUUUAGAAUCUCUUGUGUUUAUCCAGGUAAUUUUAAAAGUGAAGGGUUUGAUAACGAAGAAUUGACAAAACCAAGUAUUACAAAAAUCAUUGAAGGCCCUUCUGCUCCAAUUUCUUCGGAUGAAUGUAGAGAUAAAAUCCUGAAAUGGCUAAAAUUAGGUUAUGACGAUAUUACUACCGAUUUAAUUGGCUGGAUUUUAAUGUCUCUAGAUUUGGGUCUAAAUAAACAUUCCACAUCUUCCCCAUUAUGGGUACUGCAAUUUUUAUUUGGAGUGACUGCAAAUCUGAUCGUCGUCCCAAUAUAUAUGCUGUUUUGUAAUAUUCAAAUUACAAAAUGGUUUAAAAAACAACACGAAAAUAGAAUGGAUCAACUAUCCUAG
Messenger RNA from Henningerozyma blattae CBS 6284, 1179 nucleotides. RefSeq names its product 3-dehydrosphinganine reductase (gene TSC10). The coding region runs from base 1 to 1179 and encodes 392 amino acids. Gene Ontology annotation, cellular component: endoplasmic reticulum membrane. The transcript has a single exon. The record is from RefSeq and is a predicted model, not a curated record. Lineage: Eukaryota; Fungi; Ascomycota; Saccharomycetes; Saccharomycetales; Saccharomycetaceae. Gene Ontology annotation, molecular function: 3-dehydrosphinganine reductase activity. Gene Ontology annotation, biological process: sphingolipid biosynthetic process.